UUUAUCAACCAGGACCGCAAACAUUUGAUUUCAUUUGUUUUUUUCUUUAAAUAUUAAAUUUAUUUAAACAUGAAUUCAACUCCUCCUUCUAUUUGCCACGAAGAUAUUUAUAAUUUCCCCUUUCCAUACAAACUAUGGAUCGCAGUACACUCGGUGACAUGCGAAUUCAUCAAAUGGAACAUUGACGGAACUCAAAUUCAAGUCCAUCUCAUGGCAUUGGACAAUUAUCUCAAUCGACCAAAGUCAAUAUUCAAGGUCAAAAGUCGUUCUUCAUUUGUGACUUAUUUGCGUAGCUAUGCUUUUCAACUGAACAAAACAGAAGUUGUAGAUAGUCAAGAGGCUACUCCACAAGAAUCUUCGGCAUCUGUUUCUGUUGAAUUCGAAGCUCCAAAAUACAGUGAAGUUGUGAUGCACUUCAGUCACGAGCACUUCCUCCGUCAUCGAAUUGAUUUAUUGGCUAGAAUAAGGAAAACCAAUGACAUCAAUGCGAUUGCUGUAGGUGAAGAGAAACCAACUUCCUCCUCUGUGAAUAAUGGUGCUAAUGGCUCAGAAGAAGAUUUAUGCUAUAGGUGCAUUGGCUCCAGUUCCCAAUUGUUCAGAGCACAUUUGAAACAUCAAUUGAUAUUGCAUUUCUUAUCAGAAACUAAAGCUUUACAGAUCAAACUUAAAGCAUCGGAAAUGAAAGCAAUGGCCAAGGAGAACAUAGAAGGCAAUGAGGAGGAUUCAGUGAUCGAAUUGUCAGCCGAAUUAUUUGAAAACCCACAUGAUAGUGUUUUGUAUAUGGGCGAUGAACAUCGAACUGCUUAUGCGGGCUUUUAUGGUAACUGCACCAACGAACAAGUUUUCAAUUUUUUCGGACCUUAUUUGCCAAUGUAUGAAAGUGAGAACAAUGAUGAGGGGGAAAAGCAGAUUGCUAAUUUAUGUCCUACAGAAAAACCACCAUCACCGCCAAAUGGUUUUGAAGUAAAAACUAUGUCUAACGAAGAACCAGCAAUACCAGUUGAAAGUAUUACACAGCAGAACAGCCCCAUCUCUGUGUCAUUUACAACAGUAGUUGAUCUUCCAUCGAUACAGCAAAAUGUUACUUUAACUUCGUCACUUGAACCGAUUUUCAUACCAGAUGAAGACAAAAAUGAAGACAUUUCAAUGGAUGAAUUCAUAAAAUUCAAAGAACAAUCUGAAAAUCAAGAAUUGAAUGAGCCCAUCGAAGAGCAACCGAAAGUUAAAAUGGAAGGAAACAGCUGCAUUACACAAAAUAAUCAGGAAAAUGAAGAUAAUUUUAAAAGCUUCUUCAGUCAUUACCGAGAGUCACUUAGUUUGUUGUAUGAGAAACAAUAAUUUCUUGAUCUUAAUUUUGUUUGUAUUUUAUUUUUAAUUUAUUGAAGUAACAUUGUUCCUGUUUUUUUAUUUGCUUUCUUAUUUUUGUUUUCGUUAAAUGUACAAACAUGACAUCAGUCUGCAGCGUGGUAGAAGAAGAUUCUGAUGUGCCUCAUUAUUAUUAUCGCCUCGUAGAUUCAAUAUAUAUUUAAAUAUAAAUAUUCAUUGAUGUUGAGUA
Messenger RNA from Eupeodes corollae, 1555 nucleotides. RefSeq lists its product as uncharacterized. Gene Ontology annotation, biological process: regulation of DNA-templated transcription. Gene Ontology annotation, molecular function: DNA-binding transcription factor activity; sequence-specific DNA binding. The record is from RefSeq and is a predicted model, not a curated record. NCBI's taxonomy places the organism in Eukaryota, Metazoa, Arthropoda, Insecta, Diptera, Syrphidae. The transcript is spliced from 2 exons. The coding region runs from base 70 to 1338 and encodes 422 amino acids.